CUUGAACAAGAUUUAAAAAACUUUAUGGAGUGGAAAAAUAUGGGGGUCAGGAAAAGACUGAAACAAGAUGUUGUACCACAUAAAUUCGAUUGUCAGAAGGAUAGAAAACAUGAUUCUGAGAAUCGAAAUGUGUCAAAACAAAUCAAGAUUGAAAUCUUGAAAAAUUCUCUAUGUGAUAGGCCAACAGAAAACUUAUCAAUAUGUGAUUGGCAAUUAAUGAAAGAAGAAGAUGGCAAUGAAUCAUUGUCAGUAGAAGACACUUUGCUUGACAGGUACAAAAUAUCGAGAGAGGCUCACAAGUUUGUAUCAAAGGGAAUACAAGUUCAAUAUAAGCCGAAAUUCCGAAGCAAAUCGACCCAGUGCUCCAUUCCAACAACUUCUACAUGUCGAAGCUCUUCUCCUAUAAAAACUUCAACUGUAAAUAUAACACUAUCUCCAAUAAAGAUUAGUUUUUCUGGGAAAGAAAAACCAUACUCAUCUAAGUCAUAUCCAAGUGGCAGCAAAACAAAUAAGUCUUCUCCGUCUAUCGCUUCUGGUGAUUCAAAUUUCUAUGAAAUGGUAGAUUGAGAAGAUCCAAAGUGUUCCAAACAUUUACUGUAUAUAUAAUAAAAAAUGAUCUGAGAGGAAUCUUAUUCCUCACCUGGAUUUUUA
Molecule: messenger RNA, 651 nt
Organism: Leptinotarsa decemlineata (Colorado potato beetle)
Lineage: Eukaryota; Metazoa; Arthropoda; Insecta; Coleoptera; Chrysomelidae
Source: RefSeq, a predicted model, not a curated record